AUGGAUAUAACCAAACUGAGAACGUAUAAGCACGGGUCCCUGGACUUGCGGGGUAGAGCACUUACUGUUACGGUUGGAUCAACCAAACCCGUGACGUUCUCCGUUCAUGAGCAUUUGAUUUGUCGCACUUCGGAUUAUUUUAAAACAGCUAUGAAGGCUUAUUGGGAGACAUCUAAUAGUGGAUCUAUUGCUCUUAAAGAAGAAGACCCGGAAGUGUUUGAGGUAUACCUGCAUUGGUUGUACUUUGAAACACUCCCAGUCAAGAAUGACAACCCUGGACUAGAAGGGAACAUUGAAUACGUACAACUCGCAAAAGCAUACGCAUUGGGAGAGUUUCUUCAGGAUGUUAAUUUCAAGGACGCUGUCCUAGAUGCGAUCUUGAUCAAAUCCCGCUCCGCGGCAUCGGACGGUCUGAAUUGGUAUCCUGUUGGGCCGGCCAUCCGCCACAUAUAUGAAGGGACUCCGGAAUCAUCGGCCGCUCGACGCCUUCUGGUCGACAUGUAUACUUACCAUGGGCUUGGAGAAUGGUUAACGAAAUGGGCCAAUAAAGACGACCUGCCUAAACAAUUCCUUCUCGACCUUGCCAUUGAAGCUUUGACAAAGAGAGCUCGCCCUUCCGCAUCCCUAGCUCCAAAAAAAGGAACCUGCGAAUAUCAUGAGCAUCUACCUGAUCCAAACAGCUGCUAUGUGAACUGUUCAGGAUCAAAGCGCGGCAAGGCAGUACACAUCGCAUCCUGUGAUGCCCAAAAGAUCAACUGA
Messenger RNA from Trichoderma virens Gv29-8, 759 nucleotides. RefSeq lists its product as uncharacterized. NCBI's taxonomy places the organism in Eukaryota, Fungi, Ascomycota, Sordariomycetes, Hypocreales, Hypocreaceae. The coding region runs from base 1 to 759 and encodes 252 amino acids. The record is from RefSeq and is a predicted model, not a curated record. Gene Ontology annotation, molecular function: protein binding. The transcript is spliced from 2 exons.